Molecule: messenger RNA, 2181 nt
Organism: Akanthomyces muscarius
Lineage: Eukaryota; Fungi; Ascomycota; Sordariomycetes; Hypocreales; Cordycipitaceae
Exons: 2
Coding region: 1-2181 (726 amino acids)
Source: RefSeq, a predicted model, not a curated record
AUGGCCGACGCUGCUCCCCCAGACAUCAACAUGACAGCUUCUGUCGCAGAAGCAUCCAGGCCACCACCUGCAGAAACUCCUUUUCGCCCAGUAGCGGCGCCCUUUCCAGCAGCACCCGCGGACGAGCCUUUGCCAGAUGCCAUGGCGGCGCAACCACCACCACCGGCGCAAUCAGAGGCAGACCGCAUGCCCCCCACGCCAGUAUCCGAUGAGCCUGGCGCCGAGACACGACCUGGACCUAUCGGUGACAGACCAGCUGCUCUGGACAACGAGCAAGAUAGUGAGCUCAGCGACCCGGACAGCACCGUUCGGACACCCCCACGUGGAACUGGAUUGAGGGAAGAGAUUGUCGUAGGGGCCAAGGACAACAGAACACCAACGCAGGCCGACCACGACGGUGACGCGGCCAUGGCGGAUGCGGAUGAGGAGCCCGCGACAUCUCACUAUCCCAAGAGGAAGCGCACAUCCAUCUUCAACGAUCUCAGCGAGAGCAAGAUUGAGAUUCCCACCUCCAUCCGCGCCGAGCGGCCGGAGCGCACAGCCCUGCCCGCCGCGUCCAGCAAGCCCAAGCCGCGCAACAGCCUCGGCGGCGUCAAGGGCGUACUGGUCGGCCACUGGCGCGACUCGCAGGUGCCGCAGCUCGAGAACAAGCACGCCGUCAUCGGCUUCAUCGACGUCCGCGACCGACUGCGCACCCGCAUCCAGCCCAUCAACAAGGACGGCGAGGCCAUCUCGUACGAGUAUCCGCUGCCGCCGGGGCCGGGCGGCAGCUGGGUCACCUUUGACCGCAUCUACUUCUCCGACCACCUUGUCGGCCUCGACCACUUCCAGGUCAAGGAGUACGUCCGCAUGCGCGCCGCCGCCGUCGAGGACACGGACGAGGAGCGCCUCGCCGCCGAGGCCGAGGCGGUCAAGCUGGCCACCGUCCGAGGAAGGGAGCUGCUGCAGAGUGAGAAUCCUGUCGUCGCCCCUCUGAUCGCACACGGUGCCAUCCCGCUCGAUGCCAGCGGCAACCCGGCGGCCAUUGACACCAAGCGACGACGAACCAGCUCCUCCUUUGUCGCCAUCGCGCCGCAAGACGCCGACGCAGCGUCCGCCGCAGCCGUAGCGACAUCGCAGCACCCGCUCGCGCUCGACCCCCUGCACGGCACGCGGCCGACGCGCAUCGUGCUCGGCUUCUGGCGAGGCUCCAGCGAGGCGGCGCCGCUCGACCGCCACGCCGUCUACGGCAUCCUCGGGCAAAACGACAUGUUCCGCGUCAAGGUCGUCCGCGAGACGCGCGAUGGCCGCUACGUCGACGGCAACUUCCCCUCGGGCGCCGGCGCGCUCUGGAUUCACUACGACGAGGUCGAGUUCGAGCCGCACAUCAAGAGCCUCUCGCGGCCCGAGAUCAAGGAGUACUGCCGCAUCCGCCAGUACCAGGUCGACCACGGCGAGACGGUCGGCGAGCGCCGCGCCAACGAGCUGCGCGCCGCCGACGAGGCCCGCGUCCGCGCCACCGCCUACCUCCCCACGCACCACCUGCAGGGCGCCACCGCCGCGUCCAAAGCCUCUGCCGCCUCGUACCCGCAUGCGGAAGCCGAUGGCGCGACUGCAGACGACGGCGGCGGUCGUGCUUCCGGCGGCCACGAACUGCGCCAGCUGCGCCGCGCCGCCGCCGACGCCAGGCCCGCCCGGCACUCGCUCGGCGACAUCGAGUCGGCGGGCAUCACGACGACGACGACGACCAACGGCGGGGGUGGCAGCAGCGGCAGCACCCCGCACAGUGUGCAGAGCGGCGAAGCGCUCCUCGAGCGCGCCAACGCACUCGCCCGGCGCGAGAUUGCCCGGGUCGAGGCCGCGCAGGGCCGCGCCGACCGCCACGCCGUGCACCGCGAACGCGCCGCCCAGGCAGCCGACGCGGCAGCAGCCACGAGCCCGCCCCUGACCAACGGCGCCGCCUCCCGCGGGCUGUUCCACGAGUCCGAGGACAUUGAGCGCCUCAACCGCGUCUGGGCCGCGCAGGAGUCGCUGCGGCUGCGCGGCGGAUCCGAGGAUGCAAAAGUGUACGACGGCGUCAAGUACGAGCGCAAGGGCACCGGGCCGUUCAUGGGAAAGCUCGUGUCGCAGGGCACCAUCAUCACGAUUGACGGCGACGACUAUGUCGAGUACCGCGUGCUCACCAAGCCAUCCUUUUUCUGA